Messenger RNA from Scylla paramamosain (green mud crab), 5098 nucleotides. RefSeq lists its product as uncharacterized. NCBI's taxonomy places the organism in Eukaryota, Metazoa, Arthropoda, Malacostraca, Decapoda, Portunidae. The record is from RefSeq and is a predicted model, not a curated record. The transcript has 2 exons. The coding region runs from base 591 to 1136 and encodes 181 amino acids.
CCAGGAGGUUAGUCUCGCUCAAGUUCUCGUCGCGUUCGUGUGUCUUCCCACCAGCUAGCCAAGCCGCGCUCACUCGGCGACGCACGCCACCAGCCAUACAGAUAGCCUUGCAACUCCUUAGUAAAGUCGCUCCCCUAAACACCUGUCGAGCUUCUCGAAUAGGAGACAGGAACUGAAAGUCCCUGUCGUGACACGUGUUGUUACUGUCACUCCUCCUGAGACAGGCUGCACACUGCCCAGGCGUCACUACUGCAGCAGCCACGGCUCAGCACCCAACACCAGCAGGAGAAGCAGCACGGCCUGUUUGAUGGACAAAGUGUUUUUGGGUGUCCGGGAGAAUCGUGGAGACCUACACUCAUCACGAGGGUUCAGGAACGCUGACACGCCCACCACUCAAAGUUACUGAAGGAUUUGUUGGAUUCCCGUCAAUCCCCCAGUAGUUCCCAGGCGGUGAGUGGCUCGUCACUCACCCCAAUCCGGCGUUCGUGUUUCCGUCGAGCGUCCCCUAACUUGGUGCGUGUCACCAGUCUUGGUGACCCCGCACCGCUUUUUCUACACGUUCGGUUCCCAAACUUGCCGCCACGAUUAACAUGGCAGCGGCGUUAGUGGCCCGAGGGCCUGUUCGGUCGAGAUCGACUGAAAUAUUGUGUGGGGGUUCCUUCAGCAUCGUGGUGGACAGCGUGGAUGGCGAGGUGACGGGCGGCGCCGCUGACGAGGAGGUCUUCGGGGAGGAAGCAGGGCUGGCCGGCGGGGGAGGGGACAUCGACGCCAGAAGUGACGUCUCUAACGCCUCCAGCCGGGGUUCCAGGACAUCGCUAUCAAAAGAGGAGACCGACGCCAAACUCGCUCUCUUCAAGACGGAGGCAGCAGCGCGGCUGACGGAGCUGGAGCGCCUGCUGGACGAACACGACCAGAUAAUCCGCGAGCUCAAGCGAUCUGAGAGUGACAGCGGCUGCAUCAACUACGUAGGAGUGACUCCCGCCCCGUGUUCCUCUGCCAACAACCUAGACAUUCUUCCCAUCACCGUCACGCCCCCCGCCACUUCACGCACGGCCCCCACCUCGCCCCUCUGCUCCCAGCCUCGCUCAGCGCAACACCAGGGCGGGUGGAAGAUGGAGCGUGAAAACAGUAACUGAGGUAGCCACUGUUCUCCGUGGGAUAAAGAAGUAUCUUUCCUGGGUAAUUGCUGAUAGGAGUGGAAUGGAAUUAAAGGGAUGUCUCGCACAGGACUCCCGCAUCCCCUCAGGAGGAGUCGUGAAUUACUACCUGUUCAUUCAGAGGACCAGAGUAGGGGCACCAGAUAUUGCAGUCACAUGCUUUAUCGACUCUCCCCCAGUGAAUAUAUUGGUUAGAUAAAAAAAAUAUAUAUACAUAUAUAUAUAUAUUUUUUGAUGAAAUCCUAUUAAUUUUCUGAAACUAAAGCUGUGAUAAUUGGCUGUAAAUAAAAAGCUAAUUAACAUGCCGUAUAGGUACAUACCUGAAGAGCAGUCCAUGGAGAGAGAUGACUGAAGCACUUGCAGCUGUAGUAUUAAUGCUCAGUAGUUAAAAUGUGAUGAUCAUAUUACAGAUUAUUUCCUCAUUCAUAGUGACAAUUCAGAUAUUUGCUAUCAUGUUUCUGUUCACGUAUCUGAUUGUUUGGAUAUAUGUCUUAUGGUGUAAUUUACUGGACCCAACAGCUCUUCAACUCGAAGUAUUUGUCCUGAAAAUCAAGAAAUAAGCAUUAUUCACAAAGAUAACACCAUGAACACCACAAAACACUGAUCAUUGCAUCAAGCAGCCCAGCACUGGAAUGCACGGCACACCACUGCCCAUUAACUUAAAACACUGGAGAGCACAGGGAGCACUGAGCACUAACUUAAUGCAAUCAUGCACAUAAAAAGAAGCACAAGAUGCACAGAAGAAUGCACAUCUUGUAUCAGUAAGGCACUGACAAGACUUGAAUAGCUGCACUGCACUGAAGCACAAUUACACCACACAGUAUAGUAUGAACACUUCUUAGCACUACACUACAAAGCACAGCACUAAAAAUGCACACUACAUGCAACUCAAUCAUAGUCACAUUAGCACAGCACAGUGCACAGCACAGUGCACAGCACACUAGAAGGGCACUGAAUGUAACUCAAAGACAGUUACACCUUAAAGAGCACAGUGCACAUUGUAAGAGGAAGCACAAUCAUUCUGCAAGCACUAAAACUCUCAUCAGUAAUGUAUCUAUAAUGAAGCACAUGCACAGUAAGUAGCAAAGCACUAUAAUUAAUAAUAUGGCACUCUGUUUCACUGCAGAAUCCACAAAAUGACAUUGUAUAUUUCCUAGGCACCACAGCACACUAACAAGUGCAGCACUGUAGCAUAUGCACCACGUAGGGAAAUGUUGGAAAGCAAGGCACAGUAUUUACACUGCACUCCAAGCACAGUGCAAACUAUUUCUGGUAAGAAGCACGAGCACUACAGCACAAUGCAAUGAAUAGUGGGCUGUGUUCUGGUGAAUGACAAGCUGUUAUGUGGUACAUUCAUUCAUAACAUAACCAACAUAAAUCCAUGCCCAUGACACAACUGCACACUGCUACACAAUGCAGUGAAUAAACUAACAAGAGCUGCCUCAUCAAAAUAAUUCUCAACAUUUGCAAAUGUAAAUUUGUGUAACAUUCAAUAAUCAAGUUUGACAUUGGACACCAAGAUAUCCCAUGACACAGUAUACCAAAGAGAAGCCUAGUUUUGUAUUAUGUAGUAAUUACAACAAAUUUAUUGUUAGAAGUUCACAAAGUAUAGUUAUAUUUUGUCACAAUAAAUAAUUAAGCAUAUGAUGAAAUUUUCGGCCAUUACCUCAGUACUAUAAGUGGACCGAGAACUCUCGUACCCAGCCAGAAUGUUCCAUACAACACAUUUAGCUGUGCCUCAAGUGCCAACUCUCUGCAUCUCUCUAAACUGCUGAAAUGUUUAUAAACGACUUACUAAAACCUUCUUCCAAACCUGCAGGAAUUACCAUGUUCAGCUGCUCAUCCCCCACAGAGAAUUCAACUGUAACAUGUCUGCCACCUAUUGCAUCAAGGGAAAACUGAACUUCCUUUACAACUACCUGCUAUACUUAAGACUAAAGACUAUCUAGGUAGUGUACUGCAUAAGUAUUUUAGACUGUAGCUGUUAUGUGUACUAAGCACUACUCUGGUAGCAAAAAUGAAGCAUCCUCCAUGCAGUAUUGAGACUGGGUGGCCAGUAGUGUAUAAACUAGGGAUAAGCAUCAAAUAUAUUAUUCCCAUAGCAUAUUAGAAAUGCUCAGUGUUACAGCUUAAUGUCUCAAAAUUGGCAGCUAUUAGAAAACACAAUACAAAAUGUUAAUUUUAAAGGGCUCCAUGAAACUUGUGAGUCCUAUACCAUUAAUUUGUUGAUCAAAUUUCCAUUAGUGACAUAACUAUACAAUGUUUUUUAUCAUAAUUCAGGUUCAUGAGUGCAAAAGCUGGCUAUUCUUGAAUGGCUUCAGAGCCACUAAUAUGUUAUUCUCUAUACCUAUAAUUACAUUUCUAUUAGCUGCUGUCUCUGCUUUCUCACUUUAAAAUGUUGGAUCAUUCCACAAUCCUAUAGUUACCUUCAUGUCUUAGAAAGCUAUUCCCUUUUCCUGCCUACUUCAUUAUAAUUGAUGGCAAAGUGUAUUAGCAUUAAAAAUUUUAUUGUGACUUUGUGAAUUUGUUCGCAAAUUGUUUCAUAACUUGAACAAAAAAAUGGGAUAGUGGAUCUCAAGUGAUAGUAUGAUCUACAUAAUAAGUCAUGUCAUAGAUAGCAUCAUUACUUAUAUUCAUAUUGCCAUGAUAAAGUACAGUACAAUCAGAAAAAAUAUGAUGGGAUGAGUGUAAAAACUACCUGAUAUUAAAGUGUUGAUAUUUGUCAUGGAACAACCCUGGUCAUCCACAACUUAGGUAAUCUCCUUAUAAGCCAAAUACUUACCCUAAUCAAUAUGUAUCCUGGUUGAUUUAAAAACCGAGUUUUGAAAUUUGGUCUGUAAACAUAACAUGGUGUGACUAAUAAUCAGUGGUUUCAGUAUUGUGUUUUACUAUGAAGGAAUUGUGGAAUUAUUGCCAUGGCAACUAUUACUACAUUGUGACAAUUUACAGCAACAUAAUAGAAGUAUUGUGAGUAUUAAUCAAAAUUUUAUCAGUAUGUCAAGUAAAAGUUUCAAAAACUAUUCCCAACUCUGGCUAGAUCCUUAAAAUUAUCAGAGAAUUUCUACAUAAUAUUUCUUUAGUGCUUUGAAUAUAAUCAAAGAAAGUAUGUAGUACUGACUCAAAUGUGAUUUCUAAACUCGUUUCAUAAAGAAUAUAUACCAAAAUACUUGACCACUUACAAAUGAUGGAUUUACAUCGCCAAAGCAAAAAACUGAGAUAUAAAUCAAAGUUACUCAAGACUGAGUGUCAUCACUUUUCCAGCAUACUGUACCAAACUGAUGUAUUUUAUGUGGUGAGUCUAUUGUAAUUACUAUUUUAUAUCAAUUUUACUAGUGAUCCAACUUGGGUGGAUCAAACUCCUCUUGGUGCUGUUGUGAUAACCCAUGAAUCUUAUUUCAGUGCAUAUUAUGAAGUACAGGGACUUCUGAAAUUUUCAACUUCUUAAAAGAUUGCCAUUGCUGUCUUUCUCAUGGCUUCUGAGUACAAGGUGAAGUCAUAUCACCUUGUUACAUAUACAUGACUAGUAUCUGUGUGUAUGCUGUGUCACCACUACCAUUAUAUCAAGUGUUCAUGUUAUGGAUACCUAGUUGUGAUAUGCUGUUUAUAUAUCCACUACAAACAAAGUACAUGUAGCUAAGUCAUGUUAGCUAUGAGUUAUUUGGCAUGAUCCACAUAUCAAAUGUACGUCAUUUAUUUAUUGAAUUAUUGAAUCUACCUACAGUGAUCUAAAUAUUAAUGAGCCUUAACAAAGUUACCCAUAACAAGUUUUGGCAAUUCUAUGUAAUAUCUUAGUUUAAUGAGCAUAUGGGGAAUCUGGACGUAGUUUAAGUGUUCCAUAUAAAAUAAAUUAUGUUCAUAUUCAUGUAUAUUUCCAUUUAGUUUAAACUUUUUAUCUCAAAAAUAUAUAUGUAUAAACUGUAUAUUAAUAAAAUGUAAGUCAA